Messenger RNA from Echinops telfairi (small Madagascar hedgehog), 1113 nucleotides. RefSeq names its product chromosome unknown C4orf17 homolog (gene CUNH4orf17). Bases 1 to 1113 code for a protein of 370 amino acids. The transcript has 8 exons. The record is from RefSeq and is a predicted model, not a curated record. Lineage: Eukaryota; Metazoa; Chordata; Mammalia; Afrosoricida; Tenrecidae.
AUGAUAGAGUCCAAGACGUUUUGUGGUAGCAGGGAAGAGAGGCAAACCAGCACCCCGCUGAGCUUGAACCUCAAACCCCUGACGCCGGGUCUACAGUUUGAGAGAAAGGACAGCUCUGGUCUGACUAGAAAUGGAAGCUGUUUUCUAGUCAGGCAUACGCCUCAUCCCAGAAGAGUCUGCCACAUAAAAGGUCUGAAUAACAUCCCUAUAUGCACUGUGAAUGAUGAUGACAAUCCAUCCAGAAUCUUCUACGGUGUUGGUCACCUGGAGGAGGAAGCACCAUUUGCCAGAAGCAGCUACUCAGCUAGCAGUGCCGUGGAUUGCCCUGUCCGAGGAGUCUCGCCUGCCCCGCGCUCUGUGAAAGUGCCCCCACGGCCUCAUCCCGAGCCCUAUAAAAUAAUCAAGGAGUGCUUCAAAACUUCCCAUGAGAAUCCCUUAGUAAUUAAAAAGGAAGAGGUUAAGGCAAGAAAUUCACCAUCGCCUCCAAAGGUGUGCUCCAGAGCUGGCUCAGAGGCAAUGAGCUUCUCAGUGGCAAUGAGUAACAAAACGGAAGUCAACACCGUCUGCAUACCAAACUACCUGGAUCAGGAAAUCAAAAUCCUGGCCAAGCUCUGUGAGAUUUUACACACCGAUUCUCUGGCGGAAGUGCUACAGUGGCUGCUUCAUGCAAGUUCAAAAGAAAAAGAGUGGGUCUCAGCUUUGGUUCAUUCCGAGCUAGGCGAGAUAAACUUGUUGACUCGCCGCCGAAGAAGCAUCUCAACAGAACCAGCAGCAGAGACCACAGGGCCACUUCUACUUAAACCGCCCUCAAACCCUCCUGCCAGGACAAAAGUGCUGACCAGAUCUAGGGAGGGGGAUCAACUGAUGAGAGUGUCAAGCCAAGGACCUGAAGAAAAUAAGGAAGUACCCAAAGAAGCUGAGUACAAGCCUCCCUUGUUUAUAAAAAGGAAGCAGAUGAAAAUACCCAUUACAGAAUACUUCAGCAAGCCAAAGUCUCCUCUCAGGCCUAAAACUCAGGACAGCAUAACAGCAAAAUCCAUGUCGGCACGGAGUGCGGAACAAGGAAACAAGCUCUCUUUUAAAAGAAUGAAUUAUCCUUCAACAUAUCAGUGA